GCCAUGGCGACCGCCCGGGUGCUGCGGCCCGGUGGCUGCCGCCGCCCCCUCCUCCUCUCCUCCGCCUCCUUCUCCUCCUCCGCCUCCUCCGGUGGCGGCCGUGCGGCUGAACCCGGGGAGCAGCCGGACAACGCGGGUCUGGGUUUCCGUCCCCCGGCGCACUCGCACAGUGACUGGAUCGGGCCCCCGGACAAGCACUCCAACCUGCGCCCCAUCAUCUUCUACGUGUCCCCCGAGGAGUCGGCGCUGGAGCGGCGGCUGCGGGAGGCGCGCCAGGAAGCCCAGGCCAGCAACCAGCGCUUCUGGGCACGGCACAACCGCGCCUUCCGCCAGGAAAAAGAAGAAUUUAUUUAUUCAAGACUGAAAGCCAAGGGUCUGGAAAUGAGAGAUGAAUCAGGUCAAAAAGCAACACUGAAUGCAGAAGAAAUGGCUGACUUUUACAAGGACUUUCUAACUAAAAAUUUUAAAAAGCAUUUGCAGUAUAACAGAGAUUGGUAUAAACGUAACUUUAGGAUCACAUUCCUCAUGGGACAAGUAGCACUGGUGAGAGCUCUGAGGUGGCUUCGUCGGAGAAAGAAAAACGUAGAACAAUAAUCACAGCUCCAUGAAGAAUGCACUAUAUGCUAUAUGUACUAUAUGUGCUAUAAACUUGUGGUUUAUAGUAAUGUUCAAAAUCUGAAUGGUUGAUGCAAUAAUUACUUGAAUUUGUUUGUAAAACUAUGUAAAUAAAAGUCAACACUAGUCUUAAUUUAUAAUCAGUGUGUAGAUUUCCUUUACACUUUAUUCCAAGAAUCUCUAAAAUAUUUCUCCACCAAAACACAACCAAGAAAACUUUUAAAAACUGUUCCUUGUUCAUGUCAGAUGGAAUGGGUAAUUAUGGUCUUUUUUUUACUGUAGAGUUAUAGCUGCUAAAUAAUAUGAGAUUCAGUGUGGUGUACCUGAACUCUGGUCUCAGAAUGGUGUCUCCACUAUGUUAGUAUAUAAAGACAAAAAUGCCUCAUUUUGCAGCAGUUGCCUGUCUGGGGCAGUAGCUAUCCAUAAGUAAUACAAAAUGGAUGAAGGAACAAAUUUGAUUUGUGAGUAUAUAGACAAUCAAUUUAGAAUAAUCCUCUGCAGUGUGAUUAUUUGCUAUUUUUAAUAAAAAUUUAAGAUCAUUAUUUCAUAUGAGGUCUAAUGCCUUAGAAUCUUCUUUGAUUUUUUAUUUUAAUCAAGAGAAAUGUGCCUUCCUUGGACAAGAGCUCCUCUGAUCCAUGAUUGGUAAAUAUUUUAGUUGCUGAGCUAUUUAACAAAUGUGCUGCCCAUCAUUAUCUUGGUAGAAGACAAAACUGGUAACUCCUGUAUGGAAAACAACAUUACAAGAAGUAUGCACUGUUUUCUCCUGGUUCAUUUCUUCCAAAAAAAUGUGCAGUUCUCAUCAGUUUCUCCAAGGCACUGAUAACAACUUGCCCGAGGGUAGUUUUUGUGGCCUCUGGGUAGGUAACAUCAAUUGGAAGGAGCUUGGUUCAAGUGAAGUCCUAAAAUGUUAUGCCAUGUAUUUUUAAUUUAAAAGAAGUCUCAUGCCUCACUAUCUUCUCUGUCCAUUUAUACAGUUAAAUGGUUUUGUUUGGUUUUCUUUUUUAUCCAGUACCUACUAAGAGGAUUCUGUUAAAAAGAAUGUGUGCUGUCAGAUGAAGUGCUUUCCUAAAGCUGUCCUAGAGGGAAGGUUCUGCUUUUGGAAACAUCAUCUCAGUAGCCAUUGACCUAUUUUUUAUAUCUAAACAUGACAUGAUUUAUUCACAGACUUUUUCAACUGGAGCAAAAAGAGCUUUGUCCACAUCAACUAUAAUAAUUUCUUUGCAAAAUUAAAUAAAUAUUACUGAUACAGUAGCAGAUCAGGGUUUCAUACAACUAUUAUAUUAUUUGGGCUAAAGUGCCUACUGAAUUGUGAUUUUAAUUGUUAUUAGUAAAUGAAAGUGGUCAUUAAUGGUGUUUGUUGAGAUAAUAGCCAACACUUGGAAAAUAUUUGUGAAUGUUACACUGCAUCAGUACUGUAAAGGGUAUAUAUUUAUUAAAAAUUUACA
Messenger RNA from Pseudopodoces humilis (Tibetan ground-tit), 2060 nucleotides. It is a transcript of the gene COA8, whose product is annotated as cytochrome c oxidase assembly factor 8. Gene Ontology annotation, cellular component: mitochondrion. Gene Ontology annotation, biological process: intrinsic apoptotic signaling pathway. Lineage: Eukaryota; Metazoa; Chordata; Aves; Passeriformes; Paridae. The record is from RefSeq and is a predicted model, not a curated record.